Xiphophorus hellerii (green swordtail) is the source of this 1140-nucleotide messenger RNA. Its product is annotated as calcium and integrin-binding family member 2-like. Bases 136 to 699 code for a protein of 187 amino acids. Gene Ontology annotation, molecular function: calcium ion binding; magnesium ion binding. The record is from RefSeq and is a predicted model, not a curated record. Gene Ontology annotation, cellular component: cytoplasm; stereocilium; cell periphery. Lineage: Eukaryota; Metazoa; Chordata; Actinopteri; Cyprinodontiformes; Poeciliidae. The transcript has 6 exons. Gene Ontology annotation, biological process: calcium ion homeostasis.
CUCCUCCUCCAGCAGAAGGAGCAUCAUCCUGGGAGCCGGAUGCAGAGCCUCCGCCUGGACGUGAAGCUCCUGGCGUGGAGGUGGGGGAUUCUCCAGUGGGAUGCAGCUCUGUGAUGGGACGAUCCGCCGCGCACCAUGGGCAACAAGCAGACGACCUUCACCGAGGAGCAGCUUGAGGCGUAUCAGGACUGCACCCAUUUCACCCGGAAGGAGAUCCUGAGCCUCCACGGACGGUACCGGGAGCUGGCUCCACACCUGGUGCCGCUGGACUACACCAACAACCCGGACAUCAAAGUCCCGAUGGCGCUCAUCGUCACCAUGCCGGAGCUCAAGGAGAACCCGUUCAGGGACAGGAUUGUGGAGACGUUCUCUGAGGACGGACAGGGCAACAUGAGCUUCAAUGACUUCGUGGACAUGUUUUCAGCGCUCUGUGAGACGUCCCCCAGAGAGCUGAAGACCAUCUAUGCCUUCAAGAUCUACGACUUCAACAGGGACAAUUUCAUCUGUAAGGAGGAUCUGCAGAAGACCCUGAACAAGCUGACCAAAGGGGAGCUGACCCCAGAGGAGGUCAGGCUGGUGUGCGACAAGGCCAUCGAGGAGGCCGACCUCGACGCCGACAACAAGCUCUCCUUCGCCGACUUCGAGAACAUGAUCUCCAAAGCUCCAGACUUCCUGAGCAACUUCCACGUACGAAUAUGAGGGCAGUCCUCCAACAGAGAUCCUGUAGAGGACAGAUGUCUCACCUCGACUCAUUCCUGACUCCACUGAGUCUGCAGUCUGUGACCAGGACCGGUUCUGGAUCUUCUGGAUCACUCUGAUUGUUCUGGACCCAGCUGAACCCUACUGGACCCAUCUGGUUCCGGCGCUGUGGAACAACCUGGACUUGGUCUAAAAGCACACGGUUAAAGGGCAAACAGCGAGCAGCUAUGCAACCCCGGCUCCCCUCCUCGCAUGCUGUACAUAGCUGCUUAGUGACGCCUUCUGCUGCAAACUGACAAUCAUUGUAAACUGUGGCUCAGUUAAAGGAAGGGCUCUCUGUCAGUCUGGCUUCCACACUCCUUCACCUGUCGACAGGUAUGAUCACACCUUCACCUGUUCAGCUCUGAAUGUUUUCUGGCAAAUAAAAGGUUUGAUUUGGUC